Molecule: messenger RNA, 2143 nt
Organism: Poecilia latipinna (sailfin molly)
Lineage: Eukaryota; Metazoa; Chordata; Actinopteri; Cyprinodontiformes; Poeciliidae
Product: Y-box-binding protein 2-A
Exons: 9
Coding region: 240-1214 (324 amino acids)
Molecular function (GO): nucleic acid binding
Source: RefSeq, a predicted model, not a curated record
CUGCCACUGUUUCCCGUCCAAUUUGCCGACUUCUCGCAGCCAAUCGGUUUCCAGCUCGUGCCCGAGUGAAACCAAUGAGGGCGCGGCUUCCGUCCGGCAGCGCGACGUGACGUCGAGAUAAAACCUUAACCGAGGCGGGCAGAAAAGUUUCAAGAAGAGUAGGGGAGUAACAGGGAAGGGGCGAGAGCAGCGGAAUCAGCAGGAGCGGCAGUCCCCAAACUAGAGCAGCAGGAGCGAGGAUGAGCGACGCCGAGGCGCCGAGCGCUCCACCACCAGCCCCGGUGGGAGACGAGCCUCAGCCGGAGAGGAAGGUUAUAGCCACGGCAGUUCAAGGCACAGUGAAAUGGUUCAAUGUCCGUAACGGCUAUGGCUUCAUUAACAGAAAUGACACUAAAGAAGACGUCUUUGUUCAUCAGACUGCCAUCAAGAAGAACAAUCCUAGAAAGUUUCUCCGAAGUGUUGGAGACGGGGAAGUCGUAGAGUUUGAUGUAAUUGAAGCAACUAAGGGCUCGGAAGCGGCCAACGUUACGGGUCCGGGUGGUAUUCCGGUUAAAGGCAGCCGCUAUGCUCCCAACAAACGGCGUUUCCGUCGGCGGUUCAUCCCCCGCAACCCUCGUCCUGCAGACCAGAGUACACCAGCCGAUGGCCAAGCUCCUGCACCAGAGGGGGAGCAAAUGGAGGAGAUGAGGCCUCCACCCCGGAGACGUAGGCCACGCAGGCCGCGGCUUAGUACCCAAAAUGGGGAGGUUGUAGAGGAAAAAGAUGGAGUUGCUGAAGGUGAUCAGACACAGCAGAUGCCACAAAGGCGCAGAUUCUACCGUCCCUACCGCAGACCCUUCCGCCCUCGCCCACCUGCAGAUCAGUCUGCAGCUGACCAGAAACCUGUGGCUUCAGAGGAAGGCAAGGAACAGCAGGCAGAGGUAAAACAGGUGGAGUCUCCUGAGAGUGUCCAGACCAACGGCGAGACGCCAACAGAAGGCCAGAAACCACGCCGGCCGUCCAGACGGCGCAGGCAGAGGAACUCUGAAUCCUCAACAUCAAAAAAUGAGACGGAGAAGUCUGGCUCGGAGCCUGGGUCCCCCCCUCAGAGCACAAAUCCAACAGGGGACAAAUCUACACCCAGAUCGUCAAAGUUGUCUCCGAAAACCUCUCCUAAAACGCCAAAAUCUCCUGAGGCGGAGGUCGCCCCAGAGGUUGAAGCCCAAACAGAGUGAUUGCACCCAGGCUUGUCUCAGACCCUCAGCCCCCAGGGGGAAGAUGGGACCUGAUGCCAAAGAACGCUGAGUGACUCUGGAUUCGGACAGUUCGAGAUUGUGCUGCUCGUGCAUCACGGGACAAACGGGUGGUCUCUUGACGGACGUGGACUGGUUUAAAGUCGAAUGCUGGCAUUAAAGGGAUAAAAGCAAUUUUUAUGGAGUCUUUAAGGACAUUUUUUAAGUUUAGUCUUUAGUUGAAACACAAAGCAUUUUUUUUUUUCUUUUUCUCAAACCAGGAUUAAAGACCAGCCUAAUCCUCGUUCAGGAUUAGAGGCAUAUGACGUUUGGUUCUUCACCGUUUGAAAUCCCUGUGCCUCCUUUGCGUUUUUCUUGUAGGUCCUGAAUUUGAGAACUGGACCUCUUUCACAACAUGCACUGCUCUCCCCUCCCCUCACACUCUCCCUCUCUCUCAACUUGUUUAUAGCAACUGGUUGGCGAGGAGUCAGCAGGUUAGAAGGUGAUGCCGAUGGGUGUGUGAUUAAAAAGUUAAAAACCUCUAAGCCGGGGGGAAGGGGGGGAAAGGACAACCUGCUUGGUGGCUCUGUCAUUCCAACCCCUCUUAGAAGAACAUUUUCUUUAACUCACCAGAUAAGGGUAGAUCAGGUAUUCAGAGGAACCAGCCUUGUUUUUUAUUUGGCUUUUUAAUUUGAUUUGAGGGGAAACCCAAGCAGGUGUGCAGCUGGUGGUUUGCAUUGGGAGUCGGUUUAGUUCUGGUACCACCUGAAUCGGUUGAAGCGUUGUGCUCCUUUCAUCUCUGGCUUUGGAUGGACUGAUGGGGGAGGGGGGAGAAAAAAAAACUUUAUUUCUCGAGUUUUAGGUUUCCUUUUUGUUGGAGGGGAUUAUGUGCAAUGUCGGUGCUUGGAAUGCCAAUAAAACAUGUUUGCAAA